AUGCGUUCCUCUCUAUUUGCGGGACUGGUUGGUGUGUCUGCUGUUGGUGCUGUUAAGCCCUUGGUGGAUGUGAGCUACUCCAAAUACCAAGGUGUUUCGCUUGAGAAUGGCAUUACACAGUGGUUGGGUGUGCGGUAUGCUGCCCCUCCGGUUGGCAAUUUGAGAUUCGCGGCGCCGGUUGAUCCGGUCAAGAACAAGACUACCAUUGUUGCUGAUACUGACUGUCUGUUCAUGAACAUCUACGCUCCUUCGAAUGCCACUUCAGACCACCCACUUCCCGUCUACUUUUUCAUCCAAGGCGGUGGCUUCAACACAAACUCGAACCCCAAUUACAACGGCACCGGUCUGAUUGAGGCAAGCAACCACAACAUUGUCGUUGUAAACUUCAACUACCGCGUUGGUCCCUACGGCUUCCUUGCCUCUGAUGAGAUUGUCAAGGGAGGCAGCACCAACAACGGUCUCAAGGACCAAAUCAAGGCUCUACAGUGGUUGCANAAGAACAUUCGCAAGUUUGGCGGUGAUCCCAAUCAUGUGGUUAUCGGAGGCGCAUCUGCAGGUGCUGCUUCCGUUACUCUUCUUCUUACUGCGCACAAUGGUCGCAAUGACAAUCUCUUCCACGCCUCGGCUGCCGAAUCUCAGUCUUUUGCUGCUGUUCGCAGUAUCAAUGAAUCGCAAUUCAUGUACGAUAACCUGGUCAUCCGCACUGGUUGCACGACUUCCAAGGAUACACUUGCUUGUUUGCGAAGUCUCAAUGCCACUUACCUCCAGACCAAAAACAUCAACACGCCUUUCCCUGGCGCUGAAGGUGCUCCGCUGUAUAUGUACGGCCCCACCCUCGACGGCGAUGUCGUCAGCGAUCUCACCAUGGCCGCCUACCGCAAAGGCAACUUUAUCAAGCUACCCGCCAUCUACGGCGACGACACCAAUGAAGGCACCGUCUUCGUCCCCGUCAACACUUCUUCCCUCGGCGAAAGCAACACCUUUCUCAAAAACCAAUUUCCUCUACUCACCACCGACCAAAUCCGCAAUAUCAAUGCUUUGUAUCCUAACAAUGCUUCCAACACUUUCCCGAACUCGGGGGCUUGGUGGAGGCAAGCUAGUGAUCAGUAUGGAGAGCUACGGUAUAACUGUCCUGGCAUCAAUAUCUCUGAUAUUUAUGCUGCAAAUNNUCUCAACCGCAAGGAUAUUUAUAACUAUCAUUGGGAUGUCGUUGAUCCUGUUUCUGCAGCUGCUGGUCGUGGAGUCACGCAUACUGUGGAAAUCAAUGCGAUCUGGGGACCUGAGAAUGUCAGAGGUAAUGCGCCUGCCUCUUACAGCACUGUUAAUGCUGCUAUUGUGCCAGUGACGCAGGCCUACUGGACUUCCUUCAUCAGAAGCUUUAACCCCAAUACGUAUAGAUUGAAGGGCAGUCCGACUUGGGAGGCUUGGACGCAGGGGCAGAAGCAGAGAAUGCAUUUUGUUACUAAUGCUACGAUGAUGGAGAAUGUAGAUGAGGGGCAGAAGCAGAGGUGUGCUUAUCUGAGCAGUAUUGCGUUGGAUAUCAAGCAGUAG
Aureobasidium vineae is the source of this 1551-nucleotide messenger RNA. The record is from the annotation of a GenBank genome assembly. NCBI's taxonomy places the organism in Eukaryota, Fungi, Ascomycota, Dothideomycetes, Dothideales, Saccotheciaceae.